This is a messenger RNA of Paecilomyces variotii, 2480 nucleotides long. RefSeq names its product TPR domain protein. Gene Ontology annotation, biological process: translation. NCBI's taxonomy places the organism in Eukaryota, Fungi, Ascomycota, Eurotiomycetes, Eurotiales, Thermoascaceae. The coding region runs from base 1 to 2025 and encodes 674 amino acids. Gene Ontology annotation, molecular function: structural constituent of ribosome; protein binding. The record is from RefSeq and is a predicted model, not a curated record. The transcript is spliced from 6 exons. Gene Ontology annotation, cellular component: ribosome; intracellular anatomical structure.
AUGGAUUCUCAGGUUGCCUAUUAUGACCUUGGUGGUUUUCACCGUACAGUGACAACAAGCAGCGAUGAUGCACAAAUCUGGUUUGACCGCGGACUGGUCUGGACAUAUGCGUUCAACCACGAAGAGGCGAGUAAAUGCUUCAAACACGCCAUUACCCUGGACCCCACCUGUCCGAUGGCAUACUGGGGAUUAGCAUAUUCGCUCGGUCCAAAUUAUAACAAACCAUGGAGCGUAUUUGAUGAUGCUGAACGUGAGAAAACAAUCAAGAGCACACACGAGGCCGCGGUGGCAGCCCAAGAGCAUGCUCAGCAUGCCUCCCCAGCUGAGCAAUUGCUUAUCAGAGCGGUUCAGUUCCGUUAUCAGAAAGACUCAAAGGAGCGCGAUCUAUCAAUUUGGAACAAACAGUACGCUGACGCGAUGAAGAUGGCUUAUACUCGCUUUCCGGAUGACCUUGAUAUCGCAGCUCUGUACGCGGAUGCGUUGAUGAAUCUGACCCCUUGGGCGCUGUGGGAUAUUCGAACCGGACAGCCAGCUGAAGGGGCCAGCACCAUGGAAGUCAAAAAGGUACUCGAGCAUGCAUUAUCACUGGAAGACGGCUUGAAGCACCCGGGGAUACUGCAUUUAUAUAUACACCUCAUGGAGAUGUCUGGGACACCAGAAAAAGCACUUCCCGCUGCCGAUCAUCUACGUCUGUUGGUUCCGGAUGCUGGUCAUUUAAACCACAUGCCUUCGCAUAUUGAUGUUCUCUGCGGCCACUAUGAGCAGGCUAUAGUCUCGAAUACGGAUGCUAUCCGUGCGGAUAGAACAUUUGUUUCUCGAGAAGGCGCCAUCAACUUCUAUACGCUUUAUCGGGCGCAUAAUUAUCAUUUCCGUUUAUAUGCGGCAAUGUUCGCAGGGAAAUUUCAAGUCGCGUGGGACACGAUCAUCCAGCUGGAGGCGUCAAUACCGGAGGAUCUACUCCGUGUGGAAUUACCGCCCAUGGCAGAUUGGCUCGAGGGCUUUCUUGCCAUGCGUGUGCAUGGUCUCGUCCGCUUUGGGCGUUGGCAAGAGAUAUUAGAUCUCGAUCUGCCGGAAGAUCAGAAAUUGUACUGUGCAACAACAGCGAUGCUUCACUAUGGAAAGGGCGUGGCAUAUGCUGUGAUUGGGGAUAUUGAAAAUGCAGAUAAGGAGCAGGUCCUGUUUUCACGCGCCGUGGAAAUUGUCCCUCAUUCACGUGUAGUUUUCAACAAUACGUGCCGUGAUGUUCUUCAGAUAGCCGAAGCAAUGCUUGCCGGGGAACUGGAGUAUCGAAAAGGCAACUUUGAUAUCGCCUUCGACCAUCUACGCACAGCUAUUUCUCGCUCUGAUUCCCUGCCAUAUGAUGAGCCAUGGGGCUGGAUGCAACCACCUCGUCAUGCGUAUGGGGCACUUCUGCUGGAGCAAGAUCGAGUAGAAGAGGCAGCAGCUAUAUAUGCGGCUGAUCUUGGGUUAGACGGUACCUUGCCCCGCGCGCUGCAGCAUCCCAAUAAUCGCCAAACGGUGUGCACUCCUCGGGCGGCCAACCUUAGCGCGAACUUCGAUAUUGAAUCUGAAAUUGUCACACCCAUCUCCCACGACGCCCAGCGAGCGAGACCUAACAAGACCGACAAGAUGGCCCUCGCAAAGAAGCACGUCCCGAUCGUGAAGAAGCGCACGAAGCGCUUCUUCCGCCACCAGAGCGACCGCUUCGCGCGUGUGGACCCCUCAUGGCGCAAGCCCAAGGGUAUCGACAACUGCGUCCGCAGACGCUUCAAGGGCACCAUUCCCAUGCCUUCCAUUGGUUAUGGUAGCAACAAGAAGACCCGCCACAUGAUGCCCUCCGGCCACAAGGCUUUCCUCGUCCACAACCCCAAGGACGUUGAGCUGCUCCUGAUGCACAACCGCACCUACGCUGCUGAGAUCGCUUCCGCUGUCUCUUCCCGCAAGCGUGUCGACAUCAUCGCCAAGGCCAAGGCUCUCGGCGUCAAGGUCACCAACGCCAAGGGCCGUGUCCAGACUGAGGCUUAAACGGGUCGUCGUUUGUGUAUUUGUGGUCAUAAUGAAAGUCGGGAUUGCGGGUACUCCUUGCCCUUCGCUCAUCAUAUCAAAUGAGAGUAGAAAGGGGAUUAUUAACACAAAAAUGCUGGUUCUUUAGUGUAGUUGCGAGGAGAAUCCUGGGAAAUUCACUGCACGGGUUCGGAAACCAUUCCAGCGCACAGGAAAUCAGUCAAUUCAAGAAUUAUGAAAACGAUUCUAUUUUCCCUCAAAAGAAGAAAAGUUCCUAUCAUCUGUUUUGGAGUUGUCUCCCGUUCAGGAUCUUGCAGAUGGCCAUUAAUGACAACCUUUUCACGAUCUUAAACUUGUUACGUCUUCUGUAGCUCUAUUUUCACUGCAGUAAACUUCCAAGGUCCAAUCCCAGAACUCGACAACGAAGUUGUAUACUUGCCGAUGUAGUAGCUUGAUUCCAUGCAGGGGGCCUGUCG